AUGGUAGCCUUCGGCAAGUUCCUCUCGUACUUUCCCCUGUGCUUCGGCUAUUGGAAGAAGUACGCUGAUCUCGAGCACAAACUCGCGGGGAUUGCUGGCGUCACGUCUGUCUACGAACAAGGGGUGGCAGCCAUCCCACAGUCAGUGGAUCUGUGGGUGCACUAUUUAAAACACGCCCAGGCACAGGAAGACGAACAAGUACCCGGCCAGGAUAACGGCCAAGAGCUGCUCAAGCUGUUUGAGCGAGCCGCGCAGGCCUGUGGCAGGGAUUGGAAGAGCUCGCCUUUCUGGGAUCUAUACCUCGCACAAGCACAACAAAGCCGAGACAAGACGGUUGUGGCCAAGGUCUAUGCUCAACUGCUGGCCAUUCCACACUUGUACCACGACCAGUAUGUCGCAAAGUUCAAUGCCUUUGUGGCCGAUACGGCGGUCGAGACUAUUGCCACCCCCGAAGAGAUUGAUGCCAUCAAGCAGGAAAUCGAGGCUAGCAUGGGCCAGAUGAGCGAGAUCGCUCUCGCCGAGGAGGUCAAGAGCAAAGCCGCGGAGCUGCGACAGAAGGUUGCCAUGGCAACCAGCGUAGAGGCGAACCGGUGCAAGCCGUUCGAGGACCGUUUGGCGCGUAACUACUUCCACGUUAAGGAUGUAGACGAACAGCAGAAGACAGCCUGGAAAACGUAUCUGUGCAUGAUGAUAGACGCCUCGUACGACCGGGAGGUGAUAGCGUUUACGUUUGAACGGUGUCUGAUUGUGUGUGCUCUGUAUGAGGAGUUCUGGCUACAGUUUGCGUACUGGCACAGAGGCGACCCACAGGCCAUGGCCGCGGUGCUGCAGCGGGCCAUUUUGUUCACAGCCAAUAAGCCCAACUGCUAUUUGGCCUUAGCCUCCGCACAAGAAGCUAUUGGCGCCGAUGGUAUCGAGGGGGCGCGUGCGACAUACAAAAUGGCCACGGAGACGUUCACUACAGACAGCGAAGGCUUUGUGGAGUUGGCAGUUCGGUACUCAAACUUUGAGCGACGACAGAACGAAGCACAGAGUGCCGUGGCCGUGUUAGAUGCCGCGGUUGCACUGUGCGAGGCAGGCACAGCCACACACAGCUACCUUCUAGGCGCUAAAGCCGAGCUACAGUCAAAGGUGGGCGAGGCCGCCGAUGCACGCGCAACCUACGAAGCGUGUGCGCGCGCUAACCCAUCCAAUAAAGAUACGUACCUGAGGUGGCUUAAUUGGGAGCAGUCGUUCUACACAGAGGCCGAUGAGGAUGUCAGCGUGCGUACAGAGUCGGUGUUCGCUGUGGUCAAAGAGGUAGGAACAGCAGCACUGGCCGAACAAGACCUGGCUGACUUGGCCCUGCGACGCGUCAGAUUACUGGACACCUUGGGGUCAGACGCUGCCCUGCUGCAGAGUGCGAGGUUAGACUACUUUGGCACCUACGGCUCUGGUGCCACAUUCAAUCCCGCCACCGCUGCGAAGAAACGCCACGCGCAGGACGCAAUGGCUCAGCCUGUCCCAAAAGCGGCCAAAGUAGACGCACAAGUCCCGGUUGUCGGUGUGGUGGCACCUGCCGCGCACGUAGACCCCAUGGCACAACACAAUGCAUGGGCCCAACAGCAGAACCAGUGGGGAAACUACCAACAACAGGGAUAUGGUAUGCAACAAGGUUGGGGUAAUCAACAGUACGGCUGGGGUCAAUAAUUCGCAGACACGGCGAACACUAUACCUAGAUGGUGAAAGACACUGCACCUAGAUGGUGAAAGACACUGCA
Sphaeroforma arctica JP610 is the source of this 1759-nucleotide messenger RNA. RefSeq lists its product as hypothetical. Lineage: Eukaryota; Ichthyosporea; Ichthyophonida. Bases 1 to 1689 code for a protein of 562 amino acids. The transcript is spliced from 10 exons. Gene Ontology annotation, biological process: mRNA 5'-splice site recognition; RNA processing. The record is from RefSeq and is a predicted model, not a curated record. Gene Ontology annotation, molecular function: protein binding. Gene Ontology annotation, cellular component: U1 snRNP; commitment complex; U2-type prespliceosome.